Molecule: messenger RNA, 243 nt
Organism: Protopolystoma xenopodis
Lineage: Eukaryota; Metazoa; Platyhelminthes; Monogenea; Polystomatidea; Polystomatidae
Source: the annotation of a GenBank genome assembly
ACAGAUAUUUCGUUAACAAUCCCCAUCAUUCUUCUCCGAGAUGCAAUUGGCCAGAAUGAUGUUAAUCCUCAUCAUCAUCAGCUGUCCAGGUCAACACCAACAGACAGCGGUUUCGACUGUUGCUAUAGGGCCCGAUUGCCAUUGGCCGCAUGGUUGACAGUCCCGAUCCCGCCUUGUCAGCUUGUCAACCGCCUUGGCGGGGUUCGAACGGUGGAUGCGGAAACGGGGUCUCUUCCAUCAUGA